Messenger RNA from Lodderomyces margitis, 1320 nucleotides. RefSeq names its product Aga1p (gene AGA1). The transcript has a single exon. Lineage: Eukaryota; Fungi; Ascomycota; Pichiomycetes; Serinales; Debaryomycetaceae. The record is from RefSeq and is a predicted model, not a curated record. The coding region runs from base 1 to 1320 and encodes 439 amino acids.
AUGAGCUGCAAUAGUGCUGUUUUACCACCAGCUAAUGGUAAGAAGUUAUGGAGAGUUAAGAGAUCGGUGUCGUCAUCAUCAUCCAAUUCAUCCAGCUCUACUCAAUCACAAACAUCAGCUGAAUGUCUCAAUAACUCAUUAAAGAUUGCUGCUGCUGCUUCAAAAUUCUCCAUAAGGAGGCCACCUUUGAGAAGACCAAAAAACAAACCAGGUAAACCAAAGGAUUUUGUAUUUGUUGAUUUGUCACCAGUCAAGAAUGAUGAAGAGGCUCAGGCACAAGGAAAUAAGUUGGACAGUACUGAGAUUAUUGCAGGUGCUAAAUUUUCUCCAUCAACUACUGCUCCUACUUCACUCACACCACCAACUCCAUUCAAUGAGCAAUUGCCUUCUCCAACUGUAUCUAUCGAGGAAUCAUUGUUUGAAUUGCCAGCAUUGAAUGAAUUUGAUGAAUAUGAUGCUUCACAUACUAGUGUUGGUUCUGUUGUUUCAGGCGAAACAACCCCAACUGAAGAAUUGGGCUUGGGAAUAAUGAACUUGGACGCUGAUUGGAACCAACCACAACCAAUUCAACAACAGCAACAGCAACAAAUGGUACCAGCGCCACAAAUGUCACAAGAGUUUAUCUCCCAGCAAUUGUUUGGUUACCAACAAGCCAUGUUGCAACAACACCUCCAGAUUCAACAAUUGCAACAGCAAUUAUUUGAACAACAGCAAAGAGCCAUUGAGUCGCAAAUAAUAUCGGCCACUUCUACUCCAACUUUACCACAACAACCACAAUUUCAACUCCAAUCACCAUUGAAAGAGCCACCAGCAAAACAACACCAAUCACCAUCAUUAUCAGUCAAGAAAUCCAAGAAAACUGCCGGUCAGUUCCAAUUCAAGACAUACCAGCCAAAACACCAAAGAUCAGCAUCUGAAGCAUGUAUCAAGAAACCAGUAAGGAAACCACCACACCACAGAUCUUACAGUGUACCAUUCACACCAGUACAACAACAAGUACCACAACAGCAGUGCAAUGCUUUGCCAAUGCAAUCUGUCGAUUCAUCAUGUUCAGAUGUAAGCUUGGAUGACUUUAUGAUGCUCAAUGACCAAAUUUCCAUGAACUUGAAUUUAAACCACCACCAUCACAACUCAUAUACUCCGGUAUCUGAAUACUCGGAAGAAAGUGAUGAAUUUGGUGCCGGUAAACCAAAUGGAGGAGUUUUUGUUGAAGCUGAUGUUGCUAACUCCACCGCAUGUGGAUUUGAAGAGUUGUUUUUACAAACUUAUUCGGAUAUGAAGGUCAAGGAAGAGUUUGAAUUGGGUACUUUCGUGAUAUGA